Molecule: messenger RNA, 1899 nt
Organism: Acaulospora morrowiae
Lineage: Eukaryota; Fungi; Glomeromycota; Glomeromycetes; Diversisporales; Acaulosporaceae
Source: the annotation of a GenBank genome assembly
AAGGAGAUUAACUUGUAUGUUGGUAUGACAUCUAUGCAACGAAAAUGGUAUCAAAGAAUUCUGGAAAAAGACAUUGCAGCUGUUAACGGUGCUGUGAGCAAAAGUGAAAGCAAAACUCGUUUGCUGAAUAUAGUUAUGCAAUUAAGGAAAUGUUGCAAUCAUCCUUAUCUUUUUGACGGUGCAGAGCCUGGUCCACCUUAUACUACCGAUGAGCAUAUUGUAGACAAUGCAGGCGAAUUACUUAAACGUCUGAAAGCCCAAGGAUCGCGCGUCCUCUUAUUUAGUCAAAUGAGCCGUGUACUUGAUAUACUGGAGGAUUAUUGCAUAUUUCGGGAGUUCGAAUAUUGUCGUAUUGACGGGCAGACUAAACAAGAAGACCGUAUAACUGCAAUUGAUGAUUACAAUGCGCCAGAUAGCACAAAAUUUGUUUUUUUGCUUACUACACGUGCUGGAGGUCUUGGAAUCAAUCUUACUACUGCGGAUAUUGUAAUACUUUAUGACAGCGAUUGGAAUCCGCAAGUAGAUUUACAAGCACAGGACCGCGCACAUCGUAUUGGUCAGACGAAGCAAGUUUAUGUUUUUCGAUUUGUCACAGAGAAUGCUAUUGAAGAAAAGGUUCUAGAGAGAGCUGCGCAAAAAUUACGCUUGGAUCAGCUUGUUAUUCAACAAGGUCGUUUAGUACAAUCACAAAAAGCUGCCAGUAAAGAAGAACUUUUAACUAUGAUUCAACACGGUGCUGAAAGUAUCUUUAAUUCCAGCGAUAGUACUGUAACUGAGGAUGACAUUGACCUAAUCCUCCGCAAAGGCGAAGAGAAAACGGCAGAACUUAAUAAGAAAUAUCAGAGUCUCGGUUUAGAUGAUUUACAGAACUUUACUUCAGAAUCAGCCUAUCAAUGGCAAGGAGAGGAUUGGAGUAAUAAGCGUAAAGAUCAUGGCUCCAGAUUUAAUUGGAUCGAACCCCCAAAACGUGAACGUAAGGUGAAUUAUGCAGUCGACUCUUAUUAUCGAGAGGCAUUACGAGUUACUGCGAAACCAACUCAACCUAAAACGCCGCGAGCACCAAAACAAAUUACUAUUAAUGAAUUUCAAUUCUACCCACCACGUUUAAUUGAAUUAUUAAAAAAGGAAAUGUAUUAUCAGCAAAAAUUAGCGGGGUACAAGGUUGCAUUGGCUGAACCUCAAGGUGAAAAUACCGAUGAUCUAGAAUUACGGGAACAGGAACGCCAAGAUGAACAAGAUAAAAUUGAUAAUGUAACGUUCAAUCAGAUUUUUGAAGAUUGGAGUAAACGCGAUUUCAAUAAUUUUGUCAAUGCGUCGGCAAAAUAUGGAAGGAAUCAACUUGAAGAAAUAGCUUCGGAGAUAGAAGGCAAAACUUUUGAAGAAGUUAAGGCAUAUGCACAAGUUUUCUGGAAACGAUAUCAAGAAUUGUCUAAUCACGAAGAGAUUGUUGCCAAAAUUACAAAAGGAGAAAGCAAAUUGGAACAGACGCACGGAAUACAGGAAUUACUUAAAACGAAGGUCGCACAAUAUCGAACUCCUGGACAUCAGUUGCAAGUUUCUAAUCAAGCAAAGGGCAAGACAUUAUUUACAGAAGAGGAAGAUCGAUAUCUAUUAAUAGCUCUUGCAAAACAUGGAUACGGAACUGAAGAUGUUUAUGAAAAAAUACGAAGCGAAAUUGAAAAUUCUGAUUUAUUCCGAUUUAAUUGGUUUAUUAAAUCAAGAACUUCAGGGGAACUCGCUAGAAGGUGUACUACGCUUAUCAAUCUUAUACAAAAAGAGCAUGGGGAGGAGGAAGUUUCUUCGCCGGCACAAGUGCAAGAAGAAAAAAAGCGAAAGGCCGUCGGCGAUCAAUUCAUAAUUAGCAACGGCGUAAAUCCUCCAAAACGUGGUCGACGUUGA